UCUCAGCAGUGGUAGCAGGGCCCUCCCCUCUGUCUCUGCAGAUAAAUACUCGCAGCCUGCCUAUUCCAGGCAUGGAUGACGGUUGCACUCAGACAUGGCACUGCGACAUUAUACCCUCGACUUCAGCCUCUCCGCGGCAGCUGACUCUGCUUCGACAGUUUCCGGUCUCCUGUCCAUAUUUCAUGAGCAGGAAAUGACAGAGACUGUCCAUGACACAGAAGGACAUGGAUACCUUGCUACUUUUGUAGGCAAGAAUGGCCGGUUUGUUAUCCUGCGUGUGCACUCCCACGGGUUGAUCACCAUUGAUCUGCAGUGCUAUGAAGAGGAUAACAUUGCACAACUAGACAAUCUUUUAAAUGCACUGGAGAAGAAGCUUACAGCUCUCUUAAAUGGCAAUAUUACAAGGAUCAAAAGACUCCCAGCCCUCAUACGAGGAGCAAAAGUGGACCGAUACUGGCCAACAGCUGACGGCAGACUAAUGGAGUAUGACAUAGACCAGGUGUUGUACGAGGAAGAUUCCGCAUACCAAAACAUAAAAAUAUUGCGCUCACAGCAAUUUGGAAAUAUGCUAGUCCUCAAUGGAGAUGUUAACCUGGCAGAGAGUGAUUUGCCCUACACUGAAGCUAUCAUGGGCAGCGGGAAAGAGGAUUAUGCAGGGAAGGAGGUGCUGAUAUUAGGAGGUGGUGAUGGAGGCAUACUUGCUGAGGCGGUCAAACAAAAGCCAAAGAUGAUCACCAUGGUGGAGAUUGACCAGAAGGUGAUAGACGGGUGCAAAACACACAUGAGAAAGACCUGUGGCAAUGUCCUCGACAACCUGAAGGGAGACUGUUACCAAAUUCUUGUUGAAGACUGCGUCCCCGUGCUGAAGAAGUACGUCCAAGAGGGAAAGACAUUUGAUUACAUAAUUAAUGACCUCACUGCAGUCCCAAUAUCCACAGAACCAGAAGAAGACUCGACAUGGGAGUUCCUGCGUCUCAUCUUAGAUCUGUCAAUAAAAAUCCUGCACCCCUCUGGGAAAUAUUUCACACAGGGUAACAGCGUGAAUCUGACAGAGGCACUGAGUCUGUAUGAGGAACAGCUGGGCAAGCUCUCAUGUCCGGUGGACUUCUCCAAAGAGGUGGUGUGUGUACCCUCCUACAUGGAGCUGUGGGUUUUCUACACCGUGUGGAAGAAGUGAAGACCUCCAGUUUUCUCUGCUUGAAUCCCCAGCUGCUGGAAUGUGAACAGUCCUUCCAUUACUGCUGUAGCCUUAAAGGUGUGUUCAGACUGAGCAUGACAUGAUCAUUAGAGGCAACACAGAGAGCAUUUUUAUGUUGGCCUUAAAAUUGCAUCAGGUUAUUUUUUCGUACAGAAAUGUAAUAAAGAGUGGGUCUGCUGCAAAAAUAACACGUUCCUACAACGUAAAAUCAGCCUGAUUCUAUGCCUGAGUAGUUCAAACAUACACAGGCACACUCCACACACACAUACACACGCACACGGCAGUCGAUGUCUAUUAUAAGUGAGCUGGCUAGCUACAGCUAACAUCUGUACUGUAAUUAGGUGUUUGUGAAUAAUUAGCAUAUGGUGCAAAAACACUCCAGUUAAUGUGAAUAAUUCAAGACAAGAAAUAUCUCUUAAGUUCAGUCUGAACACACCUAAAGGGGCAUAAUGAUAGUUUAUUAUCCCUUCUGUCAACCCCAUUCUACCCAAAUCUUUCGUUCUCCCUGUUGUGUUUUAUUAUUAUUUGCUGCAACUUAUCGGGUUGUAUUUUGUUUGUGUUACUUUGGAAUGUCCAUUUGCAUGCACUCUGAAGAAACUGUUAGAUGUUAAAACACUGAUUUGAUACACUGAUAAUGUGGUGUAACUCAUCUUCCAACAGGCGACAGGCGUUUGUUCUCUUUUUCUUUCAGUUGUUUUUUUUUCUUUGCUCUUAAAAUGCUGAGUUAGAACUCACAUUGUGUGAUACACCAAUUUCUAUGCUCUGCAUUGAGUUGUUUUUAAGCUCUAUUUUUGUUACUACCAUGCACAUGUGACCAUGCCCAGUGAGACUGAUAUGUCCAAAUGUCCAAAUGUGUUUUAAAAGGGAAACAAUUCCACCACUUUAAUGCCACCUCUGUGCUUGUGCUGUUCUUAUGUUUUAUUAGCAACUUUGGUUUCUCCUGAUAUAUUUUAAGUUUUUUAAGACUAUAUUAGGUGCAUGUAAAGGACGGUGAAUGUAGCUUGCUUGCAUAUACAGUACACAGCACGUUUACACGUGAGCAACCCUGUGGGACUCAGUUACAUUUAUUUAUUCAAUAUAAUUUCACCAAAUGCUGUUGUGUCCCACUAGAGAUCAUUUUGUGACCAUCUACAAUUAAAGUGUUCUUGGGGGGAAAUG
Messenger RNA from Scomber japonicus (chub mackerel), 2356 nucleotides. RefSeq names its product spermine synthase (gene sms). Gene Ontology annotation, molecular function: spermine synthase activity. The transcript has 11 exons. The record is from RefSeq and is a predicted model, not a curated record. Bases 95 to 1177 code for a protein of 360 amino acids. NCBI's taxonomy places the organism in Eukaryota, Metazoa, Chordata, Actinopteri, Scombriformes, Scombridae. Gene Ontology annotation, biological process: spermine biosynthetic process.